Molecule: messenger RNA, 900 nt
Organism: Contarinia nasturtii (swede midge)
Lineage: Eukaryota; Metazoa; Arthropoda; Insecta; Diptera; Cecidomyiidae
Exons: 7
Coding region: 217-765 (182 amino acids)
Source: RefSeq, a predicted model, not a curated record
AUGUAAGAAGAUAUUUUCGCAAUUAUCAAAAUGAAUUGAACAGAAGUUCGAGAUAAAAUGUAGAUUGUAAGACGGUAUAAUAUUAUUUAUACGGAUUGUUUGAAUAAUCGAUGUGACGACGAAUUAAAUAAAAAUUUCGAGCUUAUAUUUUUAUUGGAUUGUGAAUGUUGUAUCAGUUGUCUUCACUUCACAGUCUGUUCUUCUUUGCAAAAAAAAAUGAAAUUCGUAGUUUUAUUGUGUGUAUUUAUUGCCACAUGGGUAUCCACAACAAUGGCGGGAUUUGAAAUAUCGUGUUUUUGUAGAAAACAUGAUGACGACCCAAUGGUCACACCUGGGGUAGCAUUUUUAUAUGGUAUAGAAAAACCCAAGGUUUUAAUUCCAAUACUGGAUGCUGAAAAUUCUCAAAUGGAAUAUCCAUGGAUGAGCUUUUUAACAGAAUGUUCUGACGUACCCAGCGAUGCCGUUCAAUCGCAAAUAAGGAAUGGACCUCUUGUUAGAGGAAUUCAGCAUAAUUUAUCCCCAUAUCCAGAUCUAAAAGCCAUAAUUGUAGAGAUAAAUAAAAUGAAUAAAGCCUUUGGAAAAGUUGUAAAAAAGUAUAAGAGUUUUGCGAAGGAUAAAGAUUUCAUUUAUGGUAUGAAAAAUCGAUUGAAAGAAAAUUUUAAUGACGCGAGUUUUCGAAAUGACUAUGACAAAAAAGAAAUCAUAAGAUUGAUCUGCCGUGACUUGCACUCAAUGUUGAUAACAAUGAACGCACUCAAAAAAUAAUAAAUAAUACAUUUAUUAAGACAAAAAAUUAAAUACCUAUAAACUAUAGCAGAGAAAUUGAAUUAACUUUUAUAUAAUAAAAAUUCAAGUGAAAGCUAAACCAAGCUAUGAAAUUUGAAAGUAACAUUGAAGUAA